AACAUCUCGAUUCCGCACUGCAAUUCCACUCAAUACAUCCCGCUCUUAGUAGAACAACAGUCAUUCGAGAUGUACUUCGCAACACCCACCAUCGCAGCUGUCAUGGCUUUCACCUCCUUCGCUGCGGCUACACCUUUACAAGCACGCCAGGACACCCUCCAAGACUGGCAAGUCACCAGCGUGAAUUCACAUACACCUUCAGGCCGUCCAGGAAGUUAUCCGUGGUCAUCACUCUCCGCGAACAUCACCGAUCCGAAUACCAUCAACCUAGGGACCUCGGACUCAGACGGCACAUCCGUCAUCGUACCCGCCGGAAGCCAGGGCAUCAACUGCGAAGCGAAAUACUUCAAAGGCGAAACCCCUCUCGGUCGGACCUGGCCCUGCGACGCAAUCACCGGCGGGUACUGGACCAUGCAAGUUCUCGCUGGCUCGUCCGGGCAGUACUCAUCGGGAGACUUCAACCUGAAGUUCAGACAUGUCCCGGACGUGCUGUAUCGAGGAGCGCAAUACACUGCGACGUUCGAAGCGACUGGCCAUUUCGCAAUUGGUGAUAACCUCAAGGGAACGUGUGGCGGAAGCGGCGUGUGUAAUUGGGGCCUUGCAGCGGAGAAGAAGCCCGUGCUGAUUAAGCCGAGCAAAGUGUAAACCCGUAGCAAGUAGUUGAACAGCAGUAACUUUAAAGAUACCUUCGCGGUGUGCGCGCGCGGAUGUAAGCCGGAUGUACCGUAAAAGUAGCGCGAAAGGCAAAGGGAAGUUCGGAUCCGCAUGCAUGCGCUUUCCCCACAUCUCAUCCAUGCACUCCCCGCACGUCACUAAUGCUACCCCUCCGGAACGGGGGUGCGCGGGUGUAGCUAUAAAACCCCGCAUGUACAUGGGGAGCUGAGGUUGAAUGUGUCUUCUUUGUUAUUUGAAGAAUCAAUUCGUUGCUGUUCGAU
Messenger RNA from Parastagonospora nodorum SN15, 935 nucleotides. RefSeq lists its product as hypothetical. The record is from RefSeq and is a predicted model, not a curated record. The transcript is spliced from 2 exons. Bases 70 to 645 code for a protein of 191 amino acids. NCBI's taxonomy places the organism in Eukaryota, Fungi, Ascomycota, Dothideomycetes, Pleosporales, Phaeosphaeriaceae.